Molecule: messenger RNA, 1621 nt
Organism: Scomber scombrus (Atlantic mackerel)
Lineage: Eukaryota; Metazoa; Chordata; Actinopteri; Scombriformes; Scombridae
Gene: ube2g2
Product: ubiquitin-conjugating enzyme E2G 2 (UBC7 homolog, yeast)
Exons: 6
Coding region: 164-661 (165 amino acids)
Cellular component (GO): endoplasmic reticulum; cytosol
Source: RefSeq, a predicted model, not a curated record
GGCGCUGUGACCAAUCACACACUGACAGAAAACGGCAGUCUGAGCUGGAUGAACCGGGCCAGCACAGUUAACGAGUACAAACUCAGAGCUCCUUCUGCUCCUCCGGUACUUCUCCGGUGCUGCUCCUCCGGUGAUCCUCCGGUGCUCCUCCGGUUGGCUCACGAUGGCCGGCACCGCGCUGAAGAGACUCAUGGCGGAGUAUAAACAGCUGACUCUGAACCCACCUGAGGGAAUUGUUGCAGGUCCGGCCAAUGAGGAGAACUUCUUUGAAUGGGAGGCUCUCAUCAUGGGUCCUCAGGACACUUGUUUUGAAGGUGGAGUUUUUCCAGCCGUCCUCAGUUUCCCGUCUGAUUAUCCUCUCAGUCCUCCCAAGAUGAGGUUCACCUGCGACAUGUUUCACCCCAACAUCUAUCCGGACGGGCGGGUGUGCAUCUCCAUCCUUCACGCUCCGGGCGACGACCCGAUGGGAUACGAGAGCAGCGCAGAGCGGUGGAGUCCGGUCCAGAGCGUGGAGAAGAUCCUGCUGUCUGUGGUUAGCAUGCUAGCAGAGCCCAACGACGAGAGCGGAGCCAACGUCGACGCCUCGAAGAUGUGGCGCGAGGACCGAGAGCAGUUCUACAAGCUGGCCCAGAAGAUCGUACGCAAGUCGCUCGGCCUGUAGAGACGAGCUGUGUGAGUCACUCUGUUCGCUUUGCAUCAGCAGACGGACGCUCGGACAACUAAACCCACCAACACGCACGACUGACUGUCCCUCGUUACCAUGGAAACACACACACAUACACACACACACACACACACACACACACACACACACACACACAGAGCGUGAGAGAUGCACAGAUCAAUAAACUGAUAGACGGUUGACUUGAAGCCGAAAACAGCAGCAGGUUUUAUUUUAAUCCGUUUUAAUUGAAAAUGUUUCUAAGAGACGUCAGCGGAGAGAAAGAAAGGGUCAUGUGAUCAUUCUCACUGCGACUUCAUCAUCAUCAUCAUCAUCAUCAUCACUGUUUCAACCUGCCUGAGAAUCAAAACAUUAAAGUAGAAUAAUGAGCUGAUUCACAGACUGUUAACUGCUCAGGCUGAUUAUAUAUUCAGACCAAAACAACCACGAAUAAAUAAAUCCUGCAUGAAAAAAUCCUUUAACAGUAAAAGUACAAAAGUAUCUGAUUUCAGUUUUUGGACUUUUUUUUAAAUCUUUGAUUUUUGCUGAAAUAUUGGGUUAAUUGAACACUUAUUGAUUGUUAAUGUGUUGUAUUUUAAAAGCUUGUUAUAUUAUUAAAAGUACCUCAAACUGUACUACAGUGAAGUACAAGUACUACAGCACAGUACUGCAGUAAAUGUACUUAGUUACUUUCCUCCGCUGCCUCCCGACCCUCCGAUGCUCCGCUCCUCUUUAUUCUCUGUUUGACUCUUUCGGCUCAAAGUUCCUCUCGGCUUCUCUCAGUUGGACUUUAUGCACUUUAUCUUCCUGCAGGACGUUUAAUCUCAUUGAAGCUCCACCUGGACUGAAAGUGGAGGAGCGUCUCCAGCUGAUGAUGCAGACUGACGUUUUAGUGAAGAGUUUCUUUUUAAUUUGUCUGUUGAUAAAAAAAGUUGUUCAUUAAAUAAAACACACUGAGGG